Messenger RNA from Durio zibethinus, 4616 nucleotides. RefSeq names its product long chain acyl-CoA synthetase 1-like. Gene Ontology annotation, biological process: cutin biosynthetic process; fatty acid metabolic process; wax biosynthetic process. The record is from RefSeq and is a predicted model, not a curated record. Gene Ontology annotation, molecular function: long-chain fatty acid-CoA ligase activity. NCBI's taxonomy places the organism in Eukaryota, Viridiplantae, Streptophyta, Magnoliopsida, Malvales, Malvaceae. Gene Ontology annotation, cellular component: membrane; endoplasmic reticulum.
GGACGUAAUGAAAACAUAUUCAAGAAAUUAUGGCCCUUUCCCCGCUGUUUCCUAACAUUAACAUAGCGUGGUAAUAAUGCUAAGACUAAAUAAACUUUCACAAGUGUAAGAUUUUCCAGUUCUGCUGUUAUUUUGGCGGAGAAGAAAAACCAAAAUUUCCGUGAAGAAUUCAAGCAAAAGGUGCAAUAAAUGUUAGCAAUUAAUGAAGGUACCAACACUACUGCCCGCCUGUUUCGACAAAUACAUUAACAACGGCCCUGAAACUGGCUUCCCUCUCUCCUUUCCUACCCUUAAAUUCAUGACACUUCUCGCAGGGUUUCAUGAUUUCACUUUGUAAGCAACAUCCUUUCCUUCUUUGCUUUCCUCGUAAACUCUCGGGUAUCUUCACUUUCUUGUUCUGUAUAGGAAAUAAUGAAGGUCUUUUCUGCUAAGGUGGAAGAUGGAAGAGAAGGACAAGAUGGGAAGCCAUCCAUUGGUCCCGUAUAUCGUAACCUACUAGCCAAGAAUGGAUAUCCUUCACCUGAUCAUGAUAUGUCUACUGCUUGGACUCUUUUCAGUUCAUCCGUUCAGAAGCACCCUGGAAACAGGAUGCUUGGAUGGCGAAAUAUUGUUGAUGGGAAGGUGGGCCCUUAUAUCUGGAAAACAUACAAGGAAGUUUAUGAUGAAAUUCUGCACAUUGGUUCUGCAUUGCGAGCAUCUGGUGCUGAACCUGGAUGUCGGGUUGGGAUUUAUGGAGCAAACUGCCCGCAGUGGAUUAUGGCGAUGGAGGCCUGCGGUGCCCACAGUUUGGUUUGUGUGCCUCUCUAUGAUACACUGGGGCCUGGAGCUGUAAAUUUUAUUAUAGAUCAUGCAGAGGUUGAUUUUGUAUUUGUACAAGACAAAAAAGUAAAAGAACUUUUGAAUCCAAAUUGUUCGUCUGCUCAGCGGUUGAAAGCAAUGGUUUGCUUCACCUCAUUGACCGAGGAAGACAAUGCUAAGGCGUCUCAGAUGGGGAUUAAGACAUACUCAUGGACCGAGUUUCUCCACAUGGGAAAGGAAAAUCCACAAGAGAUUUCACCACCUCAACCAUUUAACAUUUGCACAAUUAUGUAUACAAGUGGCACCAGUGGAGAUCCUAAAGGUGUUGUGUUAACACAUGAAACAAUUGCAAUAUUUGUACACGGCAUUGAUCUUUUCUUGGAUCAAUUUGAGGACAAGAUGACAGUGGAUGACGUGUAUUUGUCCUUCCUGCCCCUUGCUCAUAUCCUUGAUCGCAUGAUUGAGGAAUAUUUUUUCCAUAAAGGAGCAUCUGUUGGCUACUAUCAUGGGAACUUGAAGGAACUGCGAGAUGACAUAAUGGAGUUGAAACCAACAUUUCUAGCUGGUGUACCCCGAGUUUAUGAUAUGAUUCAUGAAGGUAUUAAAAAAGCACUACAAGAACUCAGACCUUUGAGGAGGUGGAUUUUUGAUGCUCUCUACAAUUACAAACUUUCUUGGAUGAAGCGAGGGUAUAAACAUAAAUAUGCAUCACCUUUAGCAGAUUUGUUGGCCUUCAGAAAGGUCAAAGCUAAGUUAGGAGGUCGGAUUCGAUUGUUAUUAUCUGGAGGUGCACCAUUGAGCUCUGAAGUAGAAGAAUUCCUGCGGGUCACUUGUUGUGCCUUUGUUGUCCAAGGCUAUGGAUUGACAGAAACUUGUGGAGCUUGCACUAUUGGUUUUCCGGAUGAGAUGUGCAUGGUUGGUGCUGUUGGGGCCCCAGCCGUCUACAAUGAGUUACGCCUAGAGGAGGUUUCAGACAUGGGCUACAAUCCACUCGGAAAUCCUCCCUUUGGUGAGAUAUGCGUGAGAGGAAAGACUAUUUUCUCCGAGUAUUAUAAAAAUCCUGAACUGACAAGAGAAUCUUUCAAGGAUGGAUGGUUUCAUACAGGAGACAUAGGCCAAAUGCUUCCUAAUGGAGUUGUUAAGAUUAUUGAUAGGAAGAAAAAUCUUAUUAAGCUCUCCCAGGGAGAGUAUGUGGCACUUGAGUAUUUGGAAAAUGUUUAUGGGUUCACUCCAAUUGUUGAUGAUGUAUGGGUCUAUGGAAACAGCUUCAAGUCGAUGCUAGUUGCUGUGGUUGUGCUACAUGAAGAAAAUGCUAAAAAGUGGGCAAACUUGAAUGGUUACACAGGUUCACUCUCUGAGCUCUGUUCUCUCAGCAAGCUACAGAAUUAUGUCCUCUCAGAGCUAAAAUCCACAGCUGAGAAAAACAAGAUGAGAGGUUUUGAAUUUAUCAAAGGAGUCAUUUUGGAACCCGUGCCCUUUGACAUGGAAAGAGAUCUAGUGACUGCAACAUUGAAGAAAAAAAGAAACAAACUGCUUAAAUAUUAUCAGGCUGAAAUCGAUGAGCUCUACCAAAACUUGGCUGCAAAAUUAUGAAGCUAAAGUUAUAUAGCAGGAAAAAAUGUUUGUUACAGGCUGUGUUGAAUGCUAAUGCUUAAUCUAUAACAUUAAUAAUAGUUGUUAAGAACUGGUUUUCAAGUUUAAUUUCAAGAGGCGCAAGCUUGAUGAUUUGAGGAGGAAGAUGAAAUGGUUCUUAGGCUUUAAUGCAAUCAUAUUCACUAUUGUAUGCCCAAAUAAAAUCUUUACUUUUGGGUGUUUUUGUGUUUAUCUUUAUUUGUAUUAGGCUGGCUGUUCUUUGCAUUUAAAUUUUACUAAAAGUUUAUGUAAUGCGUUCACACAAAUUGCUGCAAUAACAGAAAAGGCCAACGGCUGAUCUCCUACGUGUGUCGAUUAAGUUAUUGCCUGCCAUGCGCAUUUUGAAAAGAACCCGAAUCCUUCCUCUGAAAAAUUUCCGUCAUCUUUGUGCACUUUCGACGGGCGAUCUCGAUAGCGAUAUCAACAAUUGCCUCCAAUAUAACCACUUGAACGAAGCCUCAAAGCUCUUCGACCGAAACCCAAACGCCAGCAACAUAUUCUUGUGCAAUGCAAUGAUCCAACCCCACCUACAAAAAGGCCGGCAGAACAGGGGCAUGACCUGUUUGAUGAAAUGACCCUUAAAAACCCCGUUUCUUGGAACACCUCUUUUUCGGGCUUAAACAAGAGCCAAAACCCAUAGGGAGUUUAUAAAUGCUUUAUAGAAAUGGGUAGGAUUGGUUUGAAACCGAAUUACUGCACCAUUUCGAUUUUAGUUAGUAUGGUUUGGGGAACAGAGUUUAAGUUAUUGGUGCCUCAAAUUCACGCGGUUGGUGUUUGUUUGAGGCUUAAUAUGAGCGUGUUUGUGGGUGUGCGUUGAUGAAAUGGUACGCACAAGUGGGGGAUAUAGAGGAGUGGGGGAGAGUGUUUGAUGAGAUUUUGGUAAAGAAUGUUGCUUGUUAGAAUGCUUUGGUUUCAUUAUAUAUGGAAGUAGGGUAUUUUAAGCUGGCUCGUAGGGUAUUUUAUAAGAUGCCGGAGAGGAAUAUUGUUUCUUGGACUCGAUUAAUGGGUACAUUAGGAAUAAGUGGAUCAACAAAGCUAGGUCUAUGUUCAAUAAGAUGAGUGAGAAGAAUAUGUUUUCUGUGAUGAUUAAUGGAUAUAUGCGAAGUGAAAGGUUUCAGGAGGCCUUGAAGCUGUUUGUUUUAAUGUUAAUGUCGGAGACGAGGCAUAACCAGUUAAUAUUUUCAAGUGUCUUGGAUGCAUGUGCUGGGAGUUCUUAUCUUGUUACUAGCCAGCAAGUCAUUCAAGCAUCCUGAAGUUUGGGACACAUGAGGAUUUAAUAUUUUCGGCUUCCCUUGUUGAUAUGUAUGCAAAAUGUGGGGAUAUUGGGGCUGCAUUUUGCAUUUUCGAGUCCAUGUGAAAGAAGAAUUUGGUAUUAUGGAAUUCUUUGAUAGGAGGUUAUGCAAGACAAGGGCUCGGAAGAAGAGCAUUGGAGGAAUUUGAUAGAAUGAUUAACGGUGGUGUCGGGCCUUAUCAGAUUACAAUUUUUUACAUUUUAUUAUCAUGCAGGGAUAAUGGAUUGGUUGAACAAGGUUAAAAGCACUUCAACUCCAUGGACCAGAAGUAUGGAAUACAAGCAGGGUUGGAGCAUUAUGCUUGUAUAGUGGAGAUCUAUGGGAAAGCAGGUCAGCUUGAUAAAGCUGAGAAAUUGGUAAGGGGAUGCUUUUUAAGCUUGAUGUGGUUGUUUGGGGUGCAUUUGCUAGAGCCUUUUAUUUGCACUCAAGUUUGGAACCUCGUAAACUUGCGACUGAAGGUAUUUUAAAAUUGAUAAUGGAUUAUCCUGCUGUUUAUUCAGCGUUCAGAAAGAUACACGAUGAAACAGGGACAUGGAGUACUGUUACUAAAUUUAGGCUCUCGGUCGGAUUGAAUCUCCCGUUGAAGUGAAAUGAACCUAUACAGCCAUGCACUACAUCCUUUAAUACAAUAAGGCUUCUUAACUUCAAAUCCUUAGCCCGACUGUUUGACUAUUAUAGCCUGUUGGACUUGGCAUCUAGAUAUGUAUAGAUGAUGUCUUGAUUUGCGAGGAACUGGUAUUCAGAUUGCGAUGGCCGCCGACUCAGGGAUCUAGGUUUCUAUGGGGCAAAGACAAGUUAGAAAAAUGAAAUAGAAUAAAAGGUUCUUAAUUCUUGUUCUUAAAUUUUAGCAACCCCUAGUGAUACGAAACAUUAAAAUGUUUUGACAUGGGCUCA